CUUUUUCUACCGUAAGAUUACAAUAAUAGUAAUAGUGUUGUUGUUGAUGUUGCUGCUUCUACCGUUAUAUAUGGUGAAGAAAUCAGGGAAAGAGAUCUAUGGAAGUAGUAGUUAAUAAGACACAGAAUUAGAAUACAAGUGAGAUUGACGGAAGAAAGAGAGCACAUGCUGCCAGACAGUCAUUGUUGUGUAUCUACAUGUUCUUGCAGAUCUAAUGAUGCCAUGCCUGCCUAAUUGCCCUGUUUCCUCUUAAUUAGAUCUGUAACUGUUAUCUUGAGUAUAUUAACUUUCACUUUAAGGAUGGCAGCAAUGAUUAUGAUCUAUUUGCACAGGCUAUGACUGGCACAUGUAUAUAGCCCUGAGUAGUCCUCAGAGGAGCCACUUUCAGAAGGGACACGACGACCCACACACAUGCUUGCAUUGAAGGGUAUCUGCGCACGCCUUUGUUGACCGAAUCAAACAGUAGUAGUAUGUAGUAUUCAAUGAAUUCUAGCUAGCAAGCAGGUUCAAUGUAGCCAGUCACUGCUACUGUAUAUUAGCGUCUAUACUGGAAUUUCUUCAAUAACUCUGUUCCGGAAUAAAUGGAAAACUACAACAAUCCAGCAGGAAUUUGUGUGCGUCCAUUUAAGGUAUCUGAUGCAGAUGACUUGCUUACAUGGGGGAGCGAUGAUACAGUCACGCGCUUCUUGAGAUGGAACUCCAUCAAAUCCAAACAAGAGGCAAUCGAUUACAUAGAGAAGGUUGCUAUGCCUCAUCCAUGGCACCGAUCUAUAUGCCUCCAUGACCGCUCCAUUGGAUACGUUUCAGUGAGGCCCGGAUCGGGUGAUUACCGGUGCAAGGCGCACGUGAGCUACGCGGUGGCGCUGCAGCACUGGGGGAAAGGGAUAGCCACGGCCGCUCUGAGGAUGGCCAUACCGGAAGCUUUGAAGGAGUUUCCGGAGGUGGUGAGAUUGGAGGCGUUGGUGGAGGUUGAAAAUGAGGCCUCUCAAAGGGUUCUCCACAAAGUUGGCUUUCACAAAGAAGCCUUACUACGUAAAUAUGCCUUCUGUAAAGGGCACAUCAGGGAUUUCCUUAUGUAUAGCUUCUUUCCUACUUGAACAGUGAACUUGUGCCUCCUGCUUCGAAAUGUUAUCAAACCGUGUGAUUUAUAAUGUUAAUUAAGCUUUAGUGCUAUUUACCUUUA
Arachis stenosperma is the source of this 1183-nucleotide messenger RNA. RefSeq lists its product as uncharacterized. The record is from RefSeq and is a predicted model, not a curated record. Gene Ontology annotation, molecular function: acyltransferase activity, transferring groups other than amino-acyl groups. Lineage: Eukaryota; Viridiplantae; Streptophyta; Magnoliopsida; Fabales; Fabaceae. The transcript is spliced from 4 exons. Bases 582 to 1097 code for a protein of 171 amino acids.